AUGUGUCAACAUACCCUGAUUCCACACUGUGGAAGUCAUGAGUAUGUCUCUGAUAAUGACGCCUUGCUCAUUUAUCAUCUUUUAAACUGCAAGAGAUUGAAUUUACCUCAUGUUAUUCUCCAGCACAUGAUCUGUGCAGCCAAAAAAGAUUACAGAAAGAAUAUUGUGCCUUAUGGCAUGAUCCUGACUAAAAUCUUCAGGCAUUUUGGAGUAUCUCUUGCAUCUGAAAAAUCUUUGAUAAAAAUUUCCAAGUUUCCCACCAAAAAUCUAUCUCAUAUGCGUAACACCGCCUCUGCUCCAACACCUACUCCUCCAUCAUGUCCCACCUCUCUCAAAAGGAAAAGAUCAGCUGGAAGACGACCUCCUACACAUCCUAUUUCCUUCUCAUCUCCUUCUACUGAUCCUAAGAAACUCUCAGAAAAAAUUCCUACACCAGAACGUUCUCCACCUCUUCCAGAACAUAUCCCAUCACCUUCCACUCUUUUUGCUCAAACAUCCGGCACAGUCUCUUCAGCUAUUCUCCACCAAAAAUCUAUCUCAUAUGCGAAAAGAUCAUCAGGAAAACGACCUUCCACAAAUCCUAUUUCCUUCUCAUCUCCUUCUACUGAUCCUAAGGAAAUCUCAGACAAAAUUCCUACACCAGAACGUUCUCCACCUCCUCCAGAACGUUCUCCAGAACAUAUCCCAUCACCUUCCACUCUUUUUGCUCAAACAUCCGGCACAGUCUCUUCAGCUAUUCCCUCGUAUACACCUCACUCCCCCAUCCACGACUUCAGUACUUACUUAUCUAAUCCACUUUUAUCUACCAUGUCUCCACUAUUUGUUUCAUCUCAGAAAACCAGUUCAUCCAUUUUCGGCAUAAGUCAGUUUUUGAACUUUCCCGCUACUGCUGGCCCCUCUACCUCAUCUGUUGGUCCCCUACCAUCUGUUUCAUCUUCUUUUGCCUCUAUUCCAUCCUUAUCUACCAUGCCUAUUCCUUCCAACACAGUUGUUGCUACCUCUUCUCAACCCUCCGCUCACCUACCCUCCACUUCCACCUUAGCUGCACCCUCCAACUCUGAUAUCAUGGCUGCUCUCCAGAUCAUCAUGGCAAGACAAAUUCAGCAUGAUCAAGAGACUGCUUUACUCAGAAUUUGGAUGGCUGAUCACCUUGCUCCCAAGCUGGGAAUUCCACCUCCGCCUCCUCAUCCGGUGCCACCUCCUUAUCAGAUCCCUCAUCCUAGAAAAUCCUCCUCCUCAGAAGGAUCUUCUCCCUCCCUAGCAUCUUAG
Cicer arietinum (chickpea) is the source of this 1269-nucleotide messenger RNA. The record is from RefSeq and is a predicted model, not a curated record. NCBI's taxonomy places the organism in Eukaryota, Viridiplantae, Streptophyta, Magnoliopsida, Fabales, Fabaceae.